UUUUGAGUAAGCUCGUUCUUUGUCGAAGACGAAUGAUGACAACAAACGGCAAUGCCUUGUUGGAGAUGUUCGGAAUAUUUAUUUUGUUUUUAUCAAGAGUACACUACAGAGUAAUUUCGUGUGGAGUGUUAACUGUCCCUUGCAAGCCCCCAUGCCUCAUUGUAUCAACAACGACAGAAAUAGUGGCCUUGGAUUUUGACAACAACACAAGUUCCCAGAUAAUAUCGGGGCUAUCAAGAGUCAUAGCCCUUGAUGUUCAUUACAGCUUGGGGUACAUUUUUUGGACUGACGUUUCAGACUUAAAUAUCAAGAGAUCUUGUAUCGACGGAACAAAUGUUACUGUAAUUCAUUCCACAACUGGAACGUGUGACGGGCUUGCUGUGGAAUGGAUGAGAUACCAGUUGUACUGGACUGACACGACAGAUGAUGUCAUUCGAGUAUCAGACCUUGAGGGCAAAAAUACACGUAUCUUAAUUUCUUUAGGUCUUGAUGAGCCUCGAGGGAUUGCACUUGACCCUGAGCGUGGAUCCAUGUUCUGGACUGACUGGGGAGCAGCGCCAAAAAUAGAAACAGCAACAUUAAAUGGAACCGAGCGCACUACCCUGGUAAACACAAACCUUCAAUGGCCAAACGGCAUUACUCUUGAUAGGAAAAACAGGCUCAUAUUCUGGGUUGAUGCCGGGAAAAACAGGCUGGAGUCAAUUAACUAUGAUGGCAACAACAGAACGUUGCUUUUCGCGAGAAACGAUGUUCACUUUUUCGGAGUAACUUUCGAUUCUCCAUAUAUAUUCAUAUCUGAAUGGAAUCACAAGAGUGUUUUCAAAAUGAAUAUUUCCAAUGGAACGAUAGCUGGGACAUAUCAUUUUGGAGGUGUAAACAAGAUCAUGGGGAUUGUACCGUACGACAGCUCUUGGCAGCGGCAAACAAUCACGUGUUCAAGAUUGCCUUCACCGACAAAUGGAACAAGACUUGGAUGUUCAGGGAACGCAACUGAGUUUUAUGAUACAGUCUGUCGGUUUGGGUGCAAUAAUGGCUAUGUAGGAUCUGGUUCUCAAAUAAGAAGAUGUCAAAAGAAUAAAACUUGGAGUGGUGAUGAGUUUGUCUGUCAAAAAAUAACGUGCCCAGGAUUGCCUUCACCAAUAAAUGGAACAAGACUUGGAUGUUCAGGGAACGCAACUGAGUUUUAUGAUACAGUUUGUCGGUUUGGGUGCAACAAUGGCUAUGUAGGAUCUGGUUCUCAAAUAAGAAGAUGUCAAGAAAAUAGAACUUGGAGUGGUGAAGAGUUUGUCUGUCAAAAAAUAACGUGCCCAGGAUUGCCUUUACCGACAAAUGGAACAAGACUUGGAUGUUCAGGGAAUGCAACUGAGUUUUUUGAUACAGUUUGUCGGUUUGCGUGCAACAAUGGCUAUGUAGGAUCUGGCUCUCAGAUAAGAAGAUGUCAAGACAAUAAAACUUGGAGUGGUGAAGAGUUUGUCUGUCAAAAAAUAACGUGCCCAGGAUUGCCUUCACCGAUAAAUGGAACAAGACUUGGAUGUUCAGGGAACGCAACUGAGUUUUAUGAUACGGUUUGUCGGUUUGGGUGCAACAAUGGCUAUGUAGGAUUUGGUUCUCAAAUACGAAGAUGUCAAGAAAAUAGAACUUGGAGUGGUGAAGAGUUUGUCUGUCAAAAAAUAACGUGCCCAGGAUUGCCCUCACCGACAAAUGGAACAAAACUUGGAUGUUCAGGGAAUGCAACUGAGUUUUAUGAUACAGUUUGUCAGUUUGGGUGCAAUAAUGGCUAUGUAGGGUCUGGUUCUCAAAUAAGAAGAUGUCAAGAGAAUAAAACUUGGAGUGGUGAAGAGUUUGUCUGUCAAAUUGUGAUGUGCCCUACUCCAAUGCCACCAGCCAAUAGUGUUAGACAUGGAUGCACUGGGAAUGCAACAGAAUACCCUUAUAACACAGAAUGUCAGUUCUCCUGCAUUGAGGGCUAUAAACUCAUUGGCUCUAGCUUGAGAAAAUGCCAAGACAACGGGCUCUGGAGCGGAGGAGGGGAAUUUUAUUGCGAGAUUGUUACCUGCCCAAUGUUAUUAUUACCAACCCAUGGUGUAUUCUUGGGAUGUAACACUAAUACGACGGAGAUGUUAUAUGGCACAGAAUGCAGCUUCUCUUGUAAAGAAGGAUCUGUAGCAACUGGUUCAACAGGAAGGAGAUGUACUCAAAAUGGAACCUGGACUGGAACAGACUUUGAGUGUACAGGUAUAGGAUCUGGCAACACUUGGAAUCAUGAAAAUUCAAAUAAUCAUAGUUGUCAUUCGAGAAUCCUACCCACUUAUUCGAUUGGCGAUCUUGAUAAUUAA
This is a messenger RNA of Pocillopora damicornis (cauliflower coral), 2336 nucleotides long. RefSeq names its product P-selectin. NCBI's taxonomy places the organism in Eukaryota, Metazoa, Cnidaria, Anthozoa, Scleractinia, Pocilloporidae. The record is from RefSeq and is a predicted model, not a curated record.